This is a messenger RNA of Caenorhabditis sp. 36 PRJEB53466, 1160 nucleotides long. Lineage: Eukaryota; Metazoa; Nematoda; Chromadorea; Rhabditida; Rhabditidae. The record is from the annotation of a GenBank genome assembly.
AUGCAAUUCCACGCAAACUCCACCGUCUUUAACAUGUUCCAUGAACAACAACAGCAAUGCUGUUACAUGGACGAGGCCAAGUUCGGAGCCGGUAAGCGCACAUUAGCCCGUCGAGCCGACUUUUAAUUUGCUCGAGUUUCAGUGCUCGGCUCCACUAGCCGUCGGGUUUUCGGCUUGGCCACCGUCGCCACCACUUCCCCAGCUGGCCCACUCACCUCCGCAGGAUGCAGUCUGCUUCGCCCACAACCAUCCUCCGAUCCGAAAUCUCUGUCGAAACCUGCCGGAUUGCCUGAUGACAGCUCCCCAGCUCCACCAGACCACUUCUGCAGACAGCUCGCCACAGUUCACGCCUCCGCCAAGUUGCGAGUUAAUUGUGGUUCUCGACGAGCAAACUACAAUGACACGACGUUCGAUACCGAGUUCGAGCCGUCAUUUGAACGAGCCCGACAUGCGCAUGCCCCAGUCGUCGAGUACGACGUUUGAAAAUGAAGCACCACUGGUGUACCCAAACUACGAUUUCUUCGAUUUCCCGGACCCAACCUUCUUCCAACCAGCUGCUAGUACCUCCUCGGCCAACGCCUCGGCCUCGUCGCCAGAGUUUCUCGACCUGGACUCGUUGAUGAGCUGUGAUAUCACUUCUCUUGACGCCUACAUCCACGACGACUCCAUCGUCGAGCAACCGCUCCCUUCCUCAGCCGCUUCCUCCACCUCUUCUCCUCUCACAUCUUCUGAUGACGUCGAUCCUGUCGACGAGUUCUUUCCACAGUUGGUGCAUCAAAAUAAAAGUGAGUUGACAGUCGUGAGAAUCAGAUUCAUACCUGUCACGUCAUCGUCCUCCUAUUAGUUCCCUGAAAUAAAAGUAAACACAAAACAAUAUUGAAUUUUCAGUGCGUUCCGAGACGCCCCGCGUCCGCAAGCCGUCGUCGGUAAGCAGUUCUGUCUCCUCCGCCGACUCGUCUUCGGACUACCGCCAGAAGCGCGACAAGAACAAUUUGGCAUCACAAAAGUCGCGUCAGAAGCGUCAGAAUAAAAUAAAAGAGGCGAAAGAGGAGAAGGAGCGACUUGAGAAGCGAAAAGUACAACUCCAAGCGAUGGUUUCGACGCUCGAGACGCAAGUCGAGGACUACAAGCGACUGGUUAUGAUGUUCGUUAAGCGUUAA